ACACAGAAGACUGAAGCUACAGGCUGACACUGAGGAGAAAGAAGAUAAUCCUGCACAAGAUCAUUUUUACCCUCUGCAUCAUCUCAACCAUGAAGAUGCUGGCUGUGCCUCUGUUUGUCUGUGCCAUGAUGGCUCUGACCAGAGCUGCUGCUGUCCCAGAAGCAGAGACCGCUAAGAGGAUAGGACUGCUCGUUCAAAAAGAGAAGAGUCCCAUAAUGAAGAGGUCUACAUCUUGUCCCAGUGGUUGGACUGGUUACAAUGGUCGCUGUUUCAACUACAUUCCAACUGCCAUGACUUGGGCUAAUGCUGAGAAAUAUUGUCAGAAUUUAGGUGGGAACCUUGCAUCAGUGCACAGCUUCAACGAGCAGCACACCAUUCAGAGUAUGAUACUGCAGCAGGCUCAUGCGUAUCCACUUACAUGGCUUGGAGGCUAUGAUGCAGCACAGGAGGGUACCUGGUUCUGGAGUGAUGGUACACCUUUCAGGUUCAACUACUGGGAUAUAGGACAGCCUGAUAACCGUGCACACGCACACUGUCUGCUGAUGAACUUUGGAGAUCUCAAGAAAUUUGACGAUCAGCCUUGUCAUUACACCAAGCCAUUUGUCUGUGCCAAAAAGCCAUGAUGUCUCUUUGGAUGAAAUAGAAACAUGCAGUGCCAAUCACAGCCACAGGAUCUGGAUGGAUAUGUGAUUUUUAUCUGUGUGUUUUUAUCAUCUGUAACCUCUUGCAUGUAGU
Messenger RNA from Epinephelus moara (kelp grouper), 735 nucleotides. Its product is annotated as type-2 ice-structuring protein-like. The record is from RefSeq and is a predicted model, not a curated record. Bases 90 to 623 code for a protein of 177 amino acids. Lineage: Eukaryota; Metazoa; Chordata; Actinopteri; Perciformes; Serranidae. The transcript has 7 exons. Gene Ontology annotation, molecular function: signaling receptor activity.